AUGUUCAAAUUCAUCUUACUCGCUUGUGUAUUGGCGCUGGUGGCUGCUGAUCCCAAGCCUAAGCCUGGCGUGUUCUACAGCGCAUACACAGCGCCUGUAGCAGCGGCGUACACUGCACCCGUCGCGGCCGCCUACACAGCACCGCUUGCCUACUCCGCGUACUCUGCUCCGAUUGCCGCAUACUCCGCUUAUCCCUAUGCUGCCCCUUACUCCGCUUAUCUAUUGCGUUGA
Arctia plantaginis is the source of this 231-nucleotide messenger RNA. The record is from the annotation of a GenBank genome assembly. Lineage: Eukaryota; Metazoa; Arthropoda; Insecta; Lepidoptera; Erebidae.